AUGUACCUACUCUACAACAACAUACCCCCACCACCACAACGACAACCAUUGUCAUCAUCAUCAUCAUCACCACCACCACCACCACCACCACCACCACCACCACCACCACCCUCCUCCACACUAUCAACAAUGGCAGCAAUAAACUACCGCCUCAUCGACAUUGACGCCCUCGACCCCGACGCCGCCUUCCCCGCCGACCUCCUCACCCCCCACUUCGACCCCGUCCCUACCAGCGAGAUCCAGAGCCUCGCCAAUGCCUGCCGCCAGCAGCUCCAGCGCGGUGAACAAGAGGGUGCCCUCGUAACCGCCCUCCAGAACGUCCCCUACGGCGCUGAUGACGCCGGGAAGGACCUCCACCUCGCAACCGUGCUCGAGAUCUUAUCGAGCAUCAAGGCGGUCGAGAUGUCACCUAUCCUGUCGCGCCUGUAUUCCGGCCCUGCAGGAACAGAGCUGCUGGACACGCUGAUGAAGUAUCUAUAUAAGGGCAUGGCCCGCCACAACGGUGCUGCGCAGGCGAUCUCGAUGCAGGCGACGGGCAGCACGCAGCGGGAGUUUGGGGUCGCGCCGAGUAGAGGGGAUGGAGGAGGGAUGAGCGUGCUGUUGAGCUGGCAUGAGAAGGUUGUGGAGAUUGCCGGCGAGGGCGCGAUUGAGAGCUUGAAGUCUGGUAUGGUUCUAUUGAGGUGCGUGAUAUGUGAAUAA
Molecule: messenger RNA, 699 nt
Organism: Morchella importuna
Lineage: Eukaryota; Fungi; Ascomycota; Pezizomycetes; Pezizales; Morchellaceae
Exons: 6
Coding region: 1-699 (232 amino acids)
Biological process (GO): Arp2/3 complex-mediated actin nucleation; regulation of actin filament polymerization
Cellular component (GO): cytoplasm; actin cytoskeleton; Arp2/3 protein complex
Molecular function (GO): actin filament binding
Source: RefSeq, a predicted model, not a curated record